Molecule: messenger RNA, 165 nt
Organism: Racocetra persica
Lineage: Eukaryota; Fungi; Glomeromycota; Glomeromycetes; Diversisporales; Gigasporaceae
Source: the annotation of a GenBank genome assembly
AAAGUAGAACAACGAGUACAGGCAGUUGAUCCGUUAAGUGGUACAGAACAAAUUAGGGCCAGUCAUUUGUUAAGUGUUUUUGGGAUAGUUGGAGUUGGCAGGUAUAUUAAUAAGAAUAAAAGAGGUGGUCAGAGACAUCAAGUUGUUAAAAACUUAGAACCAUGA